Molecule: messenger RNA, 4100 nt
Organism: Frankliniella occidentalis (western flower thrips)
Lineage: Eukaryota; Metazoa; Arthropoda; Insecta; Thysanoptera; Thripidae
Product: basic salivary proline-rich protein 2-like
Exons: 1
Coding region: 1-1590 (529 amino acids)
Source: RefSeq, a predicted model, not a curated record
AUGGGCAGGAGGGGCUCUCAGGGACUCCACCGCUCCCCCGGGUCACGCGCACCCAGGGGCCAGGGCGAGGGCAGCCACUGGGGAGGUGAGCCCUACGAGGGGCAGGGCCCGCAGGGCUACCAGAGCGACGGCGGCCGGCCUGGGUAUCCGGCAGAGCGCCAGCAGUCGCCCUACCAGGGCGAGCGCCCGCCCCAGAGCUACCAGGGCGACGCCAACCGGCCGCCACCCAUGUACCAGGCCGAGGGCCCUCGCCAGCAGUCGCCCUACCAGGGCGAGCGCCCGCCCCAGAGCUACCAGGGCGACGCCAACCGGCCGCCACCCAUGUACCAGGCCGAGGGCCCUCGGCAGCAGUCACCCUACCAACAGCCGGACGGCGGCCGACCACAGCAGGGUUACCAGGGUGACGGAGGCCGGCCGCCGCAAAGCUACCAGAGCGAGCCGGUGCGACCUCAGCCGGGGUACCCGGGAGAGGGAGGCAGGCCGCCGGCCCCGUACCAAGGCGACGGGGGCAGACCGCCGGCCCCGUACCAGGGCGACGGGGGCAGGCCGCAGCAAGGUUACCAGAGUGACGGCAGCCGACCACCACCAGUGUACCAGGCCGAACGGCCGCCGCAGACGUACCAGGGCGACGGCGGACGCCCGCAGCAACCUUACCAGGGCGACGGCGGGAGGCAGCCGCAGGGGUACCAGGGCGAAGGAGGCCGGCAGCAACAGGGGUACCAGAGCGACGGCGGCAGGCCACAGGCCUACCAGGGUGACGUAGGACGGCCGCAGCCGCCUUACCCGUCGGACGCGGGACGGGCGCAGCCUCAGUACCAGGCAGAUCGGCCUCAACCAGCCUAUCACGGUGGUCAGGGCUUCCGCGGGUCUCAGGGCGACGGAAUACACACCAGCCAGGGCCACCAGGGGUACCAGGGAGACGUACCCCAUGGCAACCAGGGCUACCGGGGACCUCCAGCCGAGCAAGGCGUCCACAGCGGUCCGGUGCAUAAAGGGUACCAGGGCGACGGAGGAAGCCAGGGCUUUCGAGGGUCUCAGGGCGACGGGAUUCACCAGGGUCACCAGAGUCACCAGGGCUACACACCGGAGCCACAGGGCUUCCGCGGCUCACAGGGCGAGGGCAUCUACAGCAACCAGCCACAGCAGGGCUUCCGGGGCUCACAGGGCGACGGCAGUGGCUUCAGGGGGUCGCAGGGUGAGGGCGCCAGCGGCGGUCAGGGCCUGCGAGGCUCGCAAGGUGAGGGCAUCCACCAGGGCGGCAUGCAGCCGUCGUACGGACUGCGGGGCUCGCAGGGCGAGGGCUUGCCGGGCCCGUACGCGCUGCCAGCAGCAUAUGGCCAGCGAGGCUCGUACGGCGAGGGACUUCACACCGCGCAGGGCGGAGCACCGGCCCAGGGCGGACUGCGCAAGUCGCAGGGACUUCGAGGCUCACAGGGCGAGGGGCUACCGGCAGCGCAGCCACUCAGGGGCUCCCAGGGCGACUCGUACGGCUCGCAGAAACUGCACCGCUCCCAGGAGCUGCGGGGCUCUCACGGUGACGGCCUUCACCGCUCGCAUCAGACUCACAGCGGCGUGGAGCGGCUGUUCUAAAAGCGACGCGUUGCGGUGCGACAAAAGCGCUCUGUGAUCCAGUGCCAGCGAAAAGCGAAAAAUCAAAAUCUCUGUGAAUAAAAUGUUUUCUAUUUUGACUCCGCGUUGUGCUAAAUGUAGCUGGCAUUCGAACUCUAUUUUCAGUUAUACCUACUAUUUUCAAAAGAAUGCCACGAAUCGGUAUGCUCAAAAUAAUUGACAACUGAAGUGACUGCUAGUUCUUUAGGCACAUCGCGAAUGCCUUUGUGACUCCUUCAUGUGUCAACACUGAGCAGUGAUGCAAACUCAAAACAUGUGCCAAAGAAGAAGUUGGCUCUAGCAACUUGGCAUUCUUUCUAUUGUGAAUUCCAGUCAAUUCGGGUAGUGCCACGACUGACGACUUCCCCGGUGAGAAGAAGUCAAAAGCCCUGGAAUUGAAAGUAGUGCGUGUAGAAGUUAGCACCAAAAUAAUAAAUAAGUGGGAGAUUCCCAGAGUCACUGGUGUAAAUUCCAUCAGGAUUUCCUGAUCGCAGUGCCCCGAUUCCUUAUCGUAUCCAAGGUUUCUGAUGGUUUUCUCGGUUUCUGAUGGUUAGUUUCUGAUCGUUCCUUCAAAACCUAAUGGUAUUAUCUCAAUUUUUUGAUGGUAUUUUUUCCCUGAUCGUAAAAUUUCUGAUGGUGUGUAAACCAUCAGGAUAAUUUCUAUGUUCUGAUGGUAUUUUUCUGAUCGUACAAACAUCUUUGAUGGUUAUUUGACAUUUUCUGAUAGUUCCUUUUAAUACCAUCAGAAAAUGAUGUUUUCCUGAUCGCCUCGAUCAAGCAAAUAAUUGGCCUGACGAAACUAUGUGUCGCACGGUAAAACGGCUUUGUGUGGUGUAAGAGGAUCACAUACUUUAUCGUUUGCUUACAUAAAAACAAAAUCACCUUUAUCACCCUGUGAUUUCUAGGAGAACGGCUAAAGAUAGGUCAAUUUUGACACCACCAUUGUGCUCAGCGCUGAAAGUUUACACGGGUGAUGUAGAAUCUUGGCCCUUGGGCGGCCCGCUGCUGACUUCACCGUUAAAGAUGCUACCAUCAAGGACAUUUACCAGUAGUAUACUAACCAUCAGAACGCAAUUACCAUCAGAAUUUUACCAUCAGAGCCCAACCUUACUAUCAAAACAAUACCAUCAGGCCAAAAACUAUCAGGAACGUCCCAUUUUCUAUCAGGAUUUAGACAAAUAACUGAUCGUACCUUUUUUGAUGGUAUUUUUCCUCAUGGUAAAUUUUCUGAUGGGAUUUACACCAGUGGUGUUCUCCGUGCAAAAAUGUGAACUUUUAAAAUAUCCAAAUUAUUUGUGCAAUCUCUUUAAUCUUAAUCCAUUCAAAAAAAUUGUUGACAGAGUUUUGCAAUUUCCUAUAGGCUACUUACGUAAAUCCCUUCUUCAAAUCCCGUCUUCAAAAAUAUCUUCGCGCACAAUGUUAGAACACUCUGAGUCUUCUCAUCUCACAUUAGCUCUUCUCUGUGAUCUACUGUUUACAUGUAAGCAAAACUACAUAAUUUAACUGGUUUAGAACUUAAGAGAAAGUUUAAAAUGUUCUCUUGUGCUCCUUCCGAUUAAACAAAAAUAUUCUUUGUAGUAAGUUUAUGAUAUAUGACAGCAUUCUCUGUACAUACAAUUUAGUCCGUGUAUAUACUUUUAGAAGAAAGGAGCGUUGUCUUGUUAUUAUUGUUUGUAAAAGUUUCCAUAUUUUCCUUUUGAUGCCCCAGUGCCUUAAAAUGAUUGUAAGACAUGGCAUCAAUAUAGAGUUCUCUUCCUCUAAAGUUCUAUAUGCUACAUUAUCAACAAACUACUUUAGAUACAAUGUUCCAAACAUGGGCACUCGACAAAAGAAUGAUAUUUAAUCUAAAUAAGCUUUCAAUGUUCUCCGAGCUCGCAUGGUAGUUUAGUUCCUCAAACGCUCAAUGACAACUUGGUUUGUGAUAGAUGUUUUGUUGUGAUAGAAUUUCUUUAGAUAGAAAUAAAUUUCAACUGCAUGCAUUGAUCGAUAGGGCAAUGCAUGUGUCAAGAAUUGAAUCUAUACUACAUACUGUGUACUGUUGGGUUUUAUUUUCGUAGUAACCGGCUGCGUUGCUAAAUUUGUCAAAUUUACAUAUUUGGUUUGCCUUAUUUCUCAACGCAUUGGGGGCAUUAUGCGUGCUCGCACCUUAUCGCAUAUCGCGUAGAAGCUCCAAACAGCUCCAACGCUAUUCCGUGCUCCACACCACAGCAAAUUAUAUCACUUUGUUUAUUUUUAAAGUUUGUUUUAAUGUACUAAUGAAUUUAAUGUCUUCAAGAGUAAGACUUGAACCAAUGAUAAUCCCUUUAUCAGGGUCGUCUCCCUUACUUAAAUGCCUACGUUUACAACGCAUUGACUGUCACUUUUUUGACUCCUGUUCUGUCAUUUGUCUCCUAACUUACUAUCACACAAUGUUCUCAUGAGAUUUGUUUUGAAAACAUGUGCAUUUAUUAAAUAAAUACACUCGCUCUGGAGAGGCGAUGACAUUCUAACAA